AUGGCGAAAGCUCGAACGCCAGCUACUAGCACCCGUAGGGCCGCUGCAGCAAAGCCAGAUUACACAGCGCACAUUCGCAAGCGCAAGACCACAGAAGGGUCAGGAGAUGGCAUCUCCAAGUCAAAACCAAAGCCGAAAACACCUACCAAGCCUGCUGCCGCCGCCGGAGCUGGUCGUCGUGGUCGUCCUCCUAAGGACACCACCGAUGCACCAGCACCAAAGGCCGCGCCAGCCACUAAGGCUUCGACUAGAGCAACGGGCUCAACAAUUGCUUCCUCGGCCAAGAAGCGUGGGAGGCCGCCCAAGGUCACCCAGAGUGACAUCAUAGCCAACGCGGUGAAGGAGGCUGAAGAAUCUGCUGCCACCCAAGGAGGGCCGGCGACCUCGGCUAGUAAACGAGGUCCGAAGCCAAAGAAGAUAUUCGAGGAGGCACCAGCGCCACCCAAGCGUGGCAGGCAAGCCGCAAAGGCGGCUGAUGAAACUGCGGCUCCCGCUCCCGCUCCGAAAAGGGGGCGACAGGCAAAGGCAGCCGAGCCAGAGGAGACGGCGCCGGCGCCGAAGAGAGGGCGCCAGCCCAAGAAGGCCGAAGAGGCACCAGCCCCGGCACCAAAGAAGGGACGGCCUCCAAAGGCAGUCGAGGCAGCCGCGGUCCCUCCUCCGAAGAGGGGCCGUCAGGUCAAGGCUGCCGAGGAGGUCGCCCCCGCUGCCCCAGCAAAGAGAGGCAGGCAGCCAAAGCAGGCAGAGGAGACUCCGCUGGAGUCUUCCAAACCUGCUGGUGGCCGCGGGAGGCGGGGGGCUAAAAAGGCCGAGGAGGAGGAGGAGGAGGAGGAGCCGGCCGAGCAGCCGAAGAAUCCACGUAAGAGAAAGGCUGUAGAGCAAGAGGGGGAGGAAGAGGGUGCCACAGAGGCACCAGUCGAGAAGACGCCACGCAAGCGUCAAUCCAAGGCCACAGGAGAUGAGGAGGUGGAGGCUCCUCGGGCCGGAAGAACUCCUCGGGCCAAGGCCACCCCAAAGGCCACCCCAAAGUCGACAGCUAAGGCCACCCCAAAGAGUAGGGCCAAGGCAGUCACCGUUCAGGAACCUGAACCAGAGGAGGACGAGAUGGAGGUUGACGAGCCGGAAGAGGAAGAUGAAGAGGAAGAGGAAGAAGAGCCAGAGCCUGUCCAAACCCCAGCCAAAACCCCAGCUAAGGCCACUGCGAAGACUCCAGCCAAGACUCCAGCGAAGAGCGCCGCAAAGACUCCGGCAAAAACCCCAGCUAAAUCAGUUGCGAAGACCCCAGCUAAGACCCCAGCUAAGACCCCAGCCAGGUCUGCCACAAAAACUCCUGCGAAGACUCCAGCCAAGUCAACGGCAAAGACCCCAGCUAAGGCCCCGGCCAAGCCAGCUGCAAAGACUCCAGCGAAAGCUACAAAGACACCUGCCAAAGCCGUUCAGACUGCCGACACUGCUACCAUCAGCGGCAAGCGUAAGGCUGCAGAUCUAGAGCUUGACCUUGAGGCCGAGGAGACGGAACCAAAAGUUGAGCCUGAGCCAACACCGAUUAGUUCCCGUCCUCCACCCCCAACUCCUCCCCCAAAACCACAGACACCAAAACAGACACCCAAGUCAGUCAAAUACCCUGCUACGGCCCCAAAGCCGACUACGCCAAAGCAAAAGACUACACCAUCAAAGCGUGCUAGGACUGAAGAACGUGACCUUCCAGGCAAAGGCCCAACCCCGUCUAAGCGUGCCAGAACAGAAGAACGCCAACUCCAAGCAACUUCAUCGGGUGCUGCUUCUGACGCCACUCCCGUCCUUGAAAAGGGACUUCUCUGGUUCUUCACCCGUCCAAAGGUCACACUCGAUAGUCCAGCCGAAUCAAUCGAUGACAUGCAACGUAGUUAUAUGGUUUUGAAACCCAUCUCACAACUUACCAAUGGCUCGUCUUCGUCAGUUCCUAUUGCCAAAGAUGGCAAUCUUCGUGUUAUUGAUAUCCCCAAAAAGAAGUUUCUCGGAAAAGGCGGACGAUUAUUGACAUUUGUCAAAUCGUCCAAUGCUUCCCUUUCAUCCGUUAAGGACCUUCUUUCAUCCGAGACGUACACCACCAAGACAAUGGGAGAGCGUACCAACCCACCAGCCCAGCCUAUUGCAUCUGCUGUUUAUGCCAUCAGCCAAAGCAAGGGAAGCACACCUAGCCAGGACACAACACAUUUUAGCUACAUCACCACGAAGGCAAAGGUUGACCAAGAGUUAACUGAGAUUCAAAAAGAAUUUGGGUUGGCAGAUAAGGGAGGAUUUGUCGUCAAUGUCCGAAAUCCAAAGUUCAAAGGACCUGCAGGUGCGAGCAUCGGCAGUGAUCCAAAAUUUAGCGACGAAAUCACUUCGUCUUUCGGUGACUACCGCUGGCUUGCUCUGAAUCCCCAGCAUUUGGAGUACCCCGGUGCCGAACUAUUGUUCAUUGGAGACAAGGGUGAUGCUAUCCCCGAAGACCUAGUUGAGUUUGCUGAAGAAGAUGAGAGGCGCAUCAACGAGAUUAGCAGCGGCAAGCACGAUGACGGCGUCUUUGCAGACUUGGAGUUACGUAAGGGAGAGUGGGGAGACGAGAUGUUGGUUAGCUGGGAUUAG
Messenger RNA from Orbilia oligospora ATCC 24927, 2607 nucleotides. RefSeq lists its product as uncharacterized. The coding region runs from base 1 to 2607 and encodes 868 amino acids. Lineage: Eukaryota; Fungi; Ascomycota; Orbiliomycetes; Orbiliales; Orbiliaceae. The transcript is spliced from 2 exons. The record is from RefSeq and is a predicted model, not a curated record. Gene Ontology annotation, molecular function: DNA binding.